CACGGUCUGUAAGAAGGACCAGACUUUCGUUUUUUACUCAAACAAAGAUUCUGUCAAAAACAUAAUUCAGGCUUUCACGCAGGAAACGUUGGAAAAGCGAACAAAGAACAGCAAAAUCAGUGAAAGACAGUGUCACCCGAUAUUUUAAGAGGUGGAGUUCUCUAUAAAAUGUCCACACCUCCGUUAUUUAGAGGAAGUGCUUGGGGGAUAUAACAGGCAAACUCCUGUGAUCACUCAGAUUCAUUUUCUCUGCUCACAAGGAUCCAAAGUGCUGUCAUGGCUUCCACUUAUGGAGAUGUCACAAAGAUUCAAACAACCGGAGCAUCUGAGAAAACGGCUCGCCAAGACAAACUCACAGUGAAGGGUGUGGAAGCCUCAUACAAGCUGGCUGAGAAUGAUCUGAAGAGAAUGGACCAGUACAAGAGCAUCAUCACCAAAGUUGGGAGAGCUAAGCAGAUCGAUCCAGCUGUGAUUGCAGGAAUCAUAUCCAGAGAGUCGAGGGCUGGAGCUGCUCUCGUGAACGGGUGGGGUGACCACGGCAAAGGCUUUGGACUCAUGCAGGUUGACAAGGGCAGCCACACUCCAAAAGGCGCCUGGAAUAGUGAGGAGCAUCUUUCUCAGGGAACCAACAUUUUGAUUGAAUUCGUCAAAGCAAUUCAGCAAAAAUUCCCUGCUUGGCCCAAGGAACACCAACUGAAAGGAGGAAUAGCAGCCUACAACUUCGGCCCAGGGAAUGUUCGCACAUAUGAGCGGAUGGACAUCGGGACCACAGGGGAUGAUUACAGCAACGAUGUGGUAGCCAGGGCCCAGUGGUACAAACGCAAUGGCUACUGAGAAAAUCUAUAUAUGCAUAUAUUGCUCAUAUCUCAUGGUCAGUUAGACCUGUGUCUAACUAUAGCUAUGUUCUAAUGUUCUCCAUGCACAUUAAAUCUUCUGCAUGACCUUCCAUGGUCAGUAGUAACCAA
Messenger RNA from Colossoma macropomum (tambaqui), 965 nucleotides. RefSeq names its product lysozyme g-like. NCBI's taxonomy places the organism in Eukaryota, Metazoa, Chordata, Actinopteri, Characiformes, Serrasalmidae. The record is from RefSeq and is a predicted model, not a curated record. Gene Ontology annotation, molecular function: lysozyme activity. Gene Ontology annotation, biological process: peptidoglycan catabolic process; defense response to Gram-positive bacterium. The transcript has 6 exons. Bases 277 to 834 code for a protein of 185 amino acids. Gene Ontology annotation, cellular component: extracellular region.